This is a messenger RNA of Effrenium voratum, 2966 nucleotides long. Lineage: Eukaryota; Dinophyceae; Suessiales; Symbiodiniaceae. The record is from the annotation of a GenBank genome assembly.
GAAGAAACAUUGGCUUUGCCGCUUUGCCAUGGCACGCCAAUGCCAACCACACUCUUCACCUUCGGCUGUGGCCCUUAUGGCGAGCUGGGGCAUGCCCGACCUGAGAACUGCCACCCGCAGGAGGCAAAACCGGUCGCAUUCCCGGGCAGCGCUCCGCAUAGAAAUGGAGAGCCUUGGGUUCAGGCCGUUGCUCUUGGAACGGACCACUCGAUGGCAAUUGUCGGCGGCAAGGUCUACAGAUGGGGCUUGCAAGGCGCCCAUGCGGUGCCGCGCUCCUGGCGGGGAGGUCGCUGGACUGAUGCGGACAAAACGGCGCCGGAGGUGGUGCCGUCUCCGUUGCUCCUGGCCGACCUCCGGUCGCAGGAUCGGUCCCGAAGCCCCAGCCGCAGAAGCCCCAGCCCUCGGAGAGGCGUGGCAUCCAUCACUUGCGGCGGUUCCAACUCCUUCGUGCUCACCACGAGCGGUGAGGUGCUGCUGCUGGGUGGCCUGUGGCCUCCCGGGGGCGAGACGGGCCAGUUGCGCCACUUGUGGGGCAUUGCCAAAGGCGGCCCUCCUUCGAGGGUGGCCAAGGUUGCGGCCGGCUGGCGCCACUGCUUGCUCCUCACCGAGGCGGGCCGCGUCUUUGCAUUGGGCGACGAUGAGUUCGGGCAGUGCGCGGGCAGCGGCAGUGGAGCGGCGGCAAUCUCGCUGUCGCAGUGUCCGGCAAUAGGUGUUGCUGCCGGUGCCUGCCACUCUUUUGCCUGGGACUCCUCAGGCCGUGUCUUUGGAUGGGGCCACGGUGGUAGUGGCAGAUUGGGCCUUGGAACCACCUCCCACCACACCCUGCCAGAACAGGUUGAGGCUCUGGUGGAUGUGUGUGGAGUUUCAUGCGGUGCAAAUUUCAGCACUUUCGUGACUAAUUGUGGUCAUCAUCUUUGGGCUUGUGGUGGGAACAACUACGGACAGUUGGGCUGCGAUUGCAAAAGCAAGCUGCUGCCCACCCCAGUUGAUCUGACCGGCGAGGUCGUUGCAGCGCUCGAAAGUGGAACGAACCACGUCAUUUGCCUUACGCGGUCCACAGCCGGAAGGGUGCGAGAGGAAAGGACCAGCGUUUGGACAUGGGGCUGUUCAACAUCUGGACAGUGUGGGCGGACUGAGCAGGAAAGCCCGAGGCCUCAGAAGCUGCUGCACUUCUCCCCACCGUCGCCCCAUUGUGCCGUGGCAGUGGCUGCUGGACGCUCCCACUCGGCCGUGAUCGCAUCUGGUGGAACUGGGCAUCUUCUGGCCGUUCCUCGCUUUGGCAGCCCCAAAGUGAGCUGUGACAACUCAUUGGAGAGGGACGUGAAGGCACAGGUCACUCCGAUUGAAGCGACCGAGGACAUCAUCGAAGAGUUUCUGACUGGCCUGAGCGAGCUGAGCGAGCUGACCGAGCUGACCGAGCGCUCCAGAUCCCCUGCGGCCGCCCUGGUCGAAAUGGGGGAAGCUGCGUUGCGAGGCGAAGGAGACAAAGGCCCUCCCGAGGUUCAGCGUGUCUCGCCCUCCUCGCCUGCACAGCAACGAGGGCGAUUGGGUCUGCGACAUGAUCGCUACAUCGGCAGGCGCUCAGUGACGCGGCCACGAGAGCGUCCCAGUCGCGAGAGGCAGCCGAAGCCGAAGCAACCGAAGGAGCCGAAGGAGCCGAAGGAGGCGAAGGAGGCGAAGGAGGCAAGAGGCUUCAUGAGCCGGAGCUACCUGGAAUCGACACACACGGAGGCUCAAGUGAACAUCGCAGGCAGACUACUGGCAGACGCUCUCGAAGCUGACAAAUGGAGCGGCAUCCACGAGUCGCUGAAGGGCCUCAGUUCCUUCAUUGCGCAGAUCGGCUCGCCUGAGCGUAUGGGUCCUAUGGCCCUUCGGAUGGCACCGAGAAAGGGGGCGGAUGAUGGUGGAACACACGAUUUCGCACGCCAGGACAGGGCAUGGUAUCCAGAGACAAGUGGCGAUGAGUUUUUUCAGAAGCGCGACGAGUCUCCCUUUCAACGUGGCCUCAAGCCUUGCAGUCCUGUGCUGCAGCUGCAGCUGCAGACUCCACCGCCUGAGGCUCGCAGAUCACCUCGCUGGAGAGAGGAUAGUGUGAGCGACGCGCUGGACUUUUCCCCACGCUUGGACGAGGAGGACAAUGAACCUUACGAACUCACAGAGCAAGAUGCACAGGCCAUGGCAGUUGGCAAGCUCUCUGACCGAGAGAAGCGGCCCGAGCAGCCCGAGCAGGUGCAGCAUUCGAGGAUGCAGGAGGAGUUGCAGCGUAUUGAAAGAGAAGAGCUGAGGAAGCAAGAGGAUCUCAGGCAAGAGGCCAGGCAGGAAGAUGUGAUGCGUCAAGAGGCAAGGCGUCAAGAGGCAAGGCGUCAGGAAGAAAGACGCCAAGAAGAGGCCAGACGUCAAGAAGAACAACGAGUAGAGGAGGCGAGACGCGAGGAGGCGAGACGCGAGGAGGUCAGACGCGAGGAGGCUCUGAAGCACGAGGGCGAAGCACAAGGAGGGUCCGAGCAAGGCAAAACCGAGAGUCACCAAAGCCCAAAGAAGCGCUUCCAGCGCUUUCAGGAGGAUGAUGUUGACGUUGAAUCUUCUACGUCAGAGGAUGCUGAGUCCCCGAGGCCGUCAGCGACCCUAGCCAGCGCAUUUCGUGAGCGAACCCCAGGAACAGAUGGCCGGAUGUCGUCAGAAGGAGUAAGUCGAACCCGGCAAAGCAUGUCUUCAGCCGACGUUUCAGCCGACGUGGAUGCCAUUUUAGCCGACUAUGGCCAGAAUGAGGAUGAGGAAUCCACCGAAACGGAGGAUGGUGACUGGGUGUGAUGAGCUUCGGAAGCCUUUCACGGCUGGGAUCACUGAAUCCAAGCCAUGCCACGAAUUCGCGCAUUGGAGAAUUCAAAUUCGCCCGUGCACGCCUUAGCAAAGAUUGGCCAGAGCAGAAGCAUUGCCCUGCAGCGCAGCAUGCUCAGCAUUGUCCC